AUGCCCAGGAGGAAGAACGCUUUUCUGUCCGAUGGAUCAGAUUCGGAAGCUUCCAACUCUGGUGAAUCAAUAGCAGAUUAUGAUUCUCAGGAAGACGAUGAUUCGAGAGCCGAGAGGAGAUUGUUUGAGCACAAGGGCAAGAGACGUAAGACCGCUGGAGGUAGGAGUGGUAAAGAAUCUGCUUGGGAAGGUAUAUUCGGUGAAGAGCCUGAAGAAGGACAUGGUGGACGAGGUUUAGGAUCGAGAAGUAAAGGUGCAAGUAGCUCGAAAAGAACGGAUUGGACCAAAGCUCCAGCAUUCGUAUCUUCCCAUCCGGCCAAGGUAGGGGAAGAUGAAGAAGACAAAUCGGUCGAUGAGGAAUCGGAUGAAGAUGAAGACGAAGGUGAUUCAGCGGACAGCUCGGGUUCGGAAGAUGAAGAUGAAGAUGUCGAAGAGGAGUCUCGUCAACCGUCUCCAAGAAUUAGAGAUGAAGAGGAGGAAGAAAACUACCCCAAGGGACAAUCAGGUUUAGGAUCUGCAAAUGGUUUCGCACCUGCUAGAACGAUACCUGCGGAUAGCAAAGCAGAACCCUCCAGAUCUAGUGGUGGGAGAGGGGGUUUUGGAUCAUCGUCACGGGGUGGAGGGGGGAUAGGCUCAUCCAGUCGAUUAGUCGACAAUGCUUCAACACCUACUGAAACCUCUAGAGAAGGUCCUACAGGCGGAUUGGGAUCAUCGCAAGCGCCUGUUCAACCCAUUGACGAAUCCGCUCCUCCAACAAACGUACCUUCAGCUUUCGGUCGGCCUCCUCCUUCACUCACCGCUUCAUCAGGUCCAUCGCGCAAGCAGCAAUCUUUCUUAUCCCGACCACAACCCUCGGCCGCUGCCAAAUCGGCAGAACUCACAGCUGCUGAACGUGUGCAUUUCAGUAAGAUAUCGUCAUCGUUCGGUGCUAGGAUGUUAGCCAAACAAGGUUGGGAAGCUGGUAAAGGUUUAGGUGUCCAGGAAGACGGUCGAGCGGUUCCGAUUCAGGUUGGAAAGGUGUUUAGAGGUCAAGGUAUUCAGAAAGGAAUGAGGACGGAGGAUAGUAAGAGAGAAGCGAGAAGGCAAGGUCAUGUUUUCUCAGAUGACGAGGAUGAGAAGCCUAAGCGAGGUCAACGUGGACGUGGACCUAAAGUACCGAAGGAAACUAAAGAGGAAGUGGAACAGGGUUGGAAGAAGCAAAAGAGAGUCAAGGUCAAGGUGGAGCACAAGACAUACGAGCAAUUGCUAGCGGAAGCUGGUGACACCGCAACAUCUGGAGGAGUCGGUCUGGUACUUGAUGCAAGAGGUGGAGAGCUCAAGGAAGUACAAUCACUAUCGUCACUCUCACUAUCGACAUGGACACCAUCCUCCGAUAAUAUGAAGUUACCUGAACUGCGGCAUAAUUUACGUCUGAUCGUAGAUGUAGCAAAGGGAGAUGUAGAAGGACUGAUAAGGGAAGGAAAAUCGGUCAACGAGAGGAGAAGGUGGGCUCUGAGGGAAGAACAGGUAUCGAGAGCUAAAGUGGAGGAGACUGAAAAACGUCUGGCUCGAAUCACGCAGAUUCAAGCAUUAGUUGAGAACAUUUCGAGUAUCGCGGUUUCGCAAUCGGUGGCUGCCAAUCCUUCGUUGGCACCUCUCACAGAUGACUUCAACGCAUUAAUCAAUGAUUAUGGAGACGAGUACAAAUCUCAGUCAUUGGACGACGUUGUAGUAGCUGCCAUUGCUCAAGUACAACGACGUGCAUUCUCGGAGUGGGAACCUUUCGACGUGUCAACCGAUAUACUGCUGUCCUCACUCAAGACGUGGCGAAAAGCAUAUAAUCUGCCGAGGUCAGACGAUCCGGAUGAAUUUGCUCUUGCUGUCAACGGUGCAGACGGUAUUGGGCGAGCUGCCCACAAGCAGGAGAACGGGGAAAGGACGAUGAGUGCGUGGGAAAGUCUGCUCUGGUCGUUGUGGCUUCCGAAAGUCCGUUCUGCGAUCAAUAACGAUUGGGACCCUUCUUCUCCGCAUGCGGCAGUGCACCUUCUCGAAUCUUGGGAACCGAUAUUACCUGCUUUCAUCCGCGAUAAUGUCAUGGACCAAUUGAUUCUCCCCAAGGUCAAAGCCGCUAUUGAACAAUGGGAUCCAAGAAGAUCCAAAUAUGGUAAACAAGCGGGAUCCCUUGCCAGUAUCGUCUUCCCCUGGCUACCACUCUUGGGAGACCGAGGCGACGAUAUCUUGGAAGGCGCCAAGCGACGUAUACGAUCUGUGUUACGAAACUGGGUUGUCAAAGAUGGGGUGCCAGACGAGCUCGCUCGAUGGAAAAAGAAUGUCUAUCCAUCGAGCGAGUGGGACAAACUCAUCAUACAAUUUGUCUUACCCAAACUCGGUGCUUCGCUUCGAGAUGACUUUUCUAUCAAUCCGAGAAAACAAGAUCUGGUCCCGCUCGAAGAUUGGGUCAUGCCAUGGCACAAGCUUCUCCGACAAUCCAUGUUCUCGCAUCUGCUGGAAUCUGAAUUCUUCCCUAAAUGGUUGGAUAUCUUAUAUAUCUGGCUUGUACAACCCGCUUAUAAACCUGAUGAAGUAGCCAAUUGGUUCGUUUGGUGGAAAGGACGAUUCCCCGAGGCAGUGCUCGAAAUGCCAGGUAUUAAUCGUGGAUUUAACACUGGUCUGGAAUUGAUGGAUCAAGCUAUCAAAUUGGGUAACGAUGCACCGCAUAAACUUGUCAAACCGGAUUUCAAACCUCUUCCACCGUCAAGUAAGACCACAUCUUCGAAAUCGAACAAACCUAAAAACACCAUUCAAGAAAUCAAGAGGCCACUCGUUGAAUCGAUCCCAACUGAGAUUACAUUUAGGAGUAUCGCUGAAGAUUUCGUUUCUCAACAUGAUCUCAUAUUCUUACCCAUUGGUAAAUCCCACGCUAAGACUGGUAAACCUCUAUUCAAGAUAUCCAAGAAUGUCGAUGGACGUGGUGGUGUCACGGUUUAUAUUGGUGAUAAUGCCGUUUUCGCUCAAGGUGAAGAUGGGGAUUUCAGAGCUGUGUCUCUGGAAGAUAUGGUCAAGAGAGCAGGGGCUUAA
Messenger RNA from Kwoniella botswanensis, 3057 nucleotides. RefSeq lists its product as uncharacterized. Gene Ontology annotation, cellular component: U2-type post-mRNA release spliceosomal complex. The transcript has 8 exons. Bases 1 to 3057 code for a protein of 1018 amino acids. The record is from RefSeq and is a predicted model, not a curated record. Gene Ontology annotation, biological process: spliceosomal complex disassembly. Lineage: Eukaryota; Fungi; Basidiomycota; Tremellomycetes; Tremellales; Cryptococcaceae. Gene Ontology annotation, molecular function: nucleic acid binding.